Molecule: messenger RNA, 785 nt
Organism: Hibiscus syriacus
Lineage: Eukaryota; Viridiplantae; Streptophyta; Magnoliopsida; Malvales; Malvaceae
Product: probable O-methyltransferase 3
Exons: 2
Coding region: 297-785 (162 amino acids)
Biological process (GO): methylation
Molecular function (GO): O-methyltransferase activity; S-adenosylmethionine-dependent methyltransferase activity
Source: RefSeq, a predicted model, not a curated record
ACAUUGAGAUGGGAGAUAUGGGUGGUCGAGCUGAAGUAGAAUUUGGAACUAUGUCUUCGGAUAUACAAUAAUGGCCGUCGUUAAAUGUGCCAUUGAGCUUGGGGUUGCCGAUGCUAUCGAAAACCAUGGAAGCCCCAUGCCACUGUCCGAGUUAGCUGCCACCCUCCGCUGCAAACCAUCACGUCUUCACUGCAUCAUGAGGUUCCUGGUCCAUUAUCAAGUAUUCAAACAAGAACCCAUCGGCCAACACUCCAUUGGCUUCUCAUUGACGCCAUUGUCUCAUCGUUUGAUAAAACAUGGAGAAAAACCAUGGUGCCCUUAAUACUGUUAGAAUCCAGUCUUACUACCCAUGGCAUAGUCUCAAUGUUCGAGUCCUUGAGAGCGGUGAUAUUUUACCAUUUGAAGCAGCAAACGGGAUGGAUCUAUGGAGCUACACCGAGGCAAACCCUGGUCAUAGCAAACUCUUCAAUGAUACGACGGCUUGCAGUUCUAGACACACGAUCUCGGCUAUACUCGAAGGAUGUCCACAAGUGUUCGAUGGUGUUGAAAGCUUGGUCGAUGUUGGUGGAGGUAAUGGGACUGCUCUGAGUGUUUUAGUUAGCAAUUCCCAGGGAUUCGAGGCAUCAACUUCGAUCUCCCUCAUGUUUUCCGCUGUUGCACCAACAUUUGACAUCAUUGAAAACUGGGUUUUGCACGAUUGGGACGAUGAAGAAUGCAUUAAAAAUGCAUUAAAAUCCUAUAGAAAUGUCGAGAAGCAAUUCCAGAAGACAAAGGGAAGGUCAUAA